Messenger RNA from Telopea speciosissima, 446 nucleotides. Its product is annotated as abscisic stress-ripening protein 3-like. The coding region runs from base 43 to 384 and encodes 113 amino acids. Lineage: Eukaryota; Viridiplantae; Streptophyta; Magnoliopsida; Proteales; Proteaceae. The transcript is spliced from 2 exons. The record is from RefSeq and is a predicted model, not a curated record.
GGUAUCCUAAUUCACCUUUCUUAAAUCUUAUCUCCCACCACCAUGCCUGAGAAUAAGCACCACAGCCACCAGUUUCACCACCACAAGGGGGAAAAACCCGCCGGAGAAAUGAGCAAGCAAGACUAUGAGAAACAAGUGAAACACCACAAGCACUUGGAGCACGUCGGCAAGCUAGGUGCUGUAGCCGCUGUUACUUUUGCUCGGCAUGAGAAGCAUAAGGCUAAGAAAGACCCAGAGAAUGCUCACAGCCACAAGAUCAAAGAGGAGAUUGCAGCAACAAUUGCAGUGGGCAGUGUUGGAUUUGCCAUCCAUGAGCACCAUCAGAAGAAAGAUGCUAAAAAACAAAAAGAAUCAGCUUUCGGGAAGAAACACCAUCUGUUCUGAGACUCAUUUCUCUACUUCUUCUCCCUCUCCCUUUCCCUCUCCCUCCCCUUUAUUUGUUUUAU